AGUGUAACGCCACCAAUGUCUGCUUUACAGGUUGAUGACCAAAUGAAGUUGCUUCAGAACUGCUGGAGUGAACUCUUAAUUCUAGAUCACAUUUACCGGCAAGUGGUACACGGGAAAGAAGGCUCCAUCCUUCUGGUUACCGGGCAACAAGUAGAUUAUUCCGUAAUAGCGUCACAAGCUGGAGCCACCCUCAACAACCUUAUGAGCCAUGCACAAGAACUAGUAGCAAAGCUUCGUUCCCUGCAGUUUGAUCUACGAGAAUUUGUAUGUCUCAAAUUCCUGGUGCUGUUUAGUUUAGAUGUCAAAAAUCUAGAGAACUUCCAGCUUGUGGAGGGUGUUCAAGAACAAGUGAAUGCUGCUCUGCUGGACUACACAAUGUGUAAUUACCCACAGCAAACAGACAAAUUUGGGCAGCUUCUCCUGCGACUACCAGAAAUCCGGGCCAUCAGUAUGCAGGCAGAAGAAUACCUCUACUACAAACACCUGAACGGAGAUGUUCCAUGUAAUAACCUUCUCAUUGAGAUGCUGCAUGCAAAGAGAGCAUAAAUUAUAUCCGUUAGAGCUUCUGCUUUCAAGGAAAAAAUAUACUCUGAACUGCUCCAAGCAACACUAAUUAAAAUGUGGUUUUAAGACUUUGCAAAAUGGUAUAAUAAUCAAAUACUAAUAGUAAAUAAGUGAUGUAUCAGGGUAUUUGUAUUGCAAACUGUGAAUCAUAUGCUACACAUCCCCAAAGGAAUCUCUAUAGGACUUUAUAAACUGGAGUGAAGUAAACUUAAAAAGUGGAUACUAUCACCAAUGUCAACAUGAAUAAGGACAGAAUGAUUCUUGUAUAUUUAACUUCUGAUUGCCAAUACGAAGAAAUUUAGGGGAAAACUGAUCUGUAUUGUUGAGCUAAGAGAGUGGGGAAUUUGAGUGCACUAAAUUCCUUCAUAGUACAGCAGGACUUCUAGAACAGUUAUAACAGAUGCAAAGCUGCAUCUAUACCAUCUUCUAUCAUUCUUUCAAGGACCCAGCACUUCUUCUGUGAUAAACGAUGUGGCAUCCAUUUAACAGUCUGUAAGAGAGAGUUGGCCUAGACCACGUUCUAGGUAGUAUGGCCACCACUUCCCUAGAGGCUGGUUUUGACAGUCUCUCAGGACUGCAAACAGCUAAUAUGAAGAGUCUGUUUUCAAGUUAGCUUGGCAUUCUUACUAUGUUCUAACGUCUGUUUUAUUACGUGUUCAUGUUGUUAAAUCAGGCAGUAUCCUCCUUCUACUACUGUCACUGGCUGUCAUUAAAAAUCUAAGAUAAAUAUGCAACAACAAAAAAAAUUCAACUCAAAUAUAUACUUCACUAGUGCAGUGGCUAAAAUAUAGCUCUGCUAUGUACUCAUGGCCUUUUCCAAAAAAAAAAAAAAAAAAAGGAAAAAAACAAAAAAAAAGAAAAAACAAAAAAAAAAGGAAGUUACCUAAGCCACUAAAAGUGACAACUUCUUCGACAAAUACUGUUAUUAAACAAAAAUAAAAUAAAAAAGAACAGAAAUGCAUUAAGCAAUGCAAGAAUAGGCAAACUGUAUGAGAUGAUGUUCAAUAUCUAAUCAAAUUUUUUUUUAAGGUUCAGUAAUACCCAUUUUUUUUUAAUGCGAAAAAAAGAAGAGUGAUACUGCUAUGUCUAUGUGGGCCAAAGUCUGCUGCAGAACAAAUAUUGGAGAAGAACAAACAAAUCUCUCUCUGUCCAAAUGAAGGUAUCAGUAUUAAAAUGUAGUGCCACGGUUCUAAGUCUUGCCUUAUUUCACUAUCCUUAAAGGUAACUGCAGAUGUGGAUCAACAUAUAUUUAAAAUAAAGUAUUAGCCUCUAACAUUAACAAAAACAUAGUGUUUACAUUCUUUAGGUCCUGUGGGAAAAAAGAAAAAAAAAAAAAACAACUGUGAUAAAAUUGCAAAGCAGUGAUUUCCUUAAUGUUGCUUUCAAAUUGGUAAUUAUUUUACCAGUACUUAAUUACUGUAUGUCGUGAGACACUAAAAUCAGUGGGGGGAGGGGACUUUAGUUUGACUUUAAUUUUGAGAUUAUCAGCUGUACAAUCACUUGUAGAAACUGUAUAAAAUCCUAAUUCUUUGAUUUUUUUUCAUAAAGAUUGCUGGCUUUUGAAUAGUUUAUUUAUACUGUAUAUGAUAGUUUCCACUGUAGACAAUUAUGAUGCUAAUUUAUUGUUUGUUGGUUUCAUCUUUAUCUAAGAUAUAGCCAGAAUGAAGAAGCCAAAUAUAUGUGUUUACUGUAGCAUGUCUUCAAGCUAGUGGAACAUAGUUCAGGGACACACAAACGUCUUCAUAAAUUUAAAUCAUUCACUUGAUUAAUUGUCUGUAAAUCUUCAUAAUCUUAAAUGUAGUUUAUUUAAAUCUAUUGUAAAUUAUGUGAGUUGUAGCUUUUUCUGUUUCAUGUGAACUUGAAAAGGUGCAUUCUCUCAUUUUUUUCCAACUAUCCACACACUGUAUACCAAAGACAUUAAUUAUUACAUCUGCAUUAGUUAACAUGUUAUUUUAAUCACCUGUAUUAAUCAGCUGUAUUCUGUCCAUGCAUAGGGUACAAACACAGCAAAGCCCGAUGUCUGCACCUCCUAGAUGCCUGCCUUGAAUCACAGAAUGCACACAGUGACAUACUGGCCAAAAGCAAACCAUAUACACCCCCAUGGUCAUCCCACAUAGCAAGCAUGGCAACAUUAUUUACCUAAGAGCAUUCUCCCUCAAACAAACUAAAUUAACAGACAGUAAGAUGCAGGUGGCAAUUGACUGUGGCUGUGAUAUCUACGUAUCAUGAGUAUAGUUCAAAGUUUGGUCAUUCAUUUCCUUUUUAAAAGAAAAACAAAGCAUAUUUCAAGUGUUUGCAUGUUCUUUUCUCUAUUUUUUUUUUCUUUUUUGCUAUUGAAAUGCUACAGUGAAUAUCACUGAAUAUUUAAGUAAAAAGCUUUAAAAAUGUUACUAGCUGUAUUCACAGCAUGAUAAUCUACAUACAGGACAAAAGAAUUAAAAUAAGGAUGUAAGAGGGAAGAUUUUUUCAUACAAUUUAAUGAAAACAAUUUCAGAUAAACUAACAUAUUUGCCCAUAUCUGUCAUUCCAAGAAUCCCACUUGAUUGCCCAAAGUUUGCAAACAA
Molecule: messenger RNA, 3128 nt
Organism: Meleagris gallopavo (turkey)
Lineage: Eukaryota; Metazoa; Chordata; Aves; Galliformes; Phasianidae
Source: RefSeq, a predicted model, not a curated record